Molecule: messenger RNA, 1484 nt
Organism: Schizosaccharomyces octosporus yFS286
Lineage: Eukaryota; Fungi; Ascomycota; Schizosaccharomycetes; Schizosaccharomycetales; Schizosaccharomycetaceae
Product: Swr1 complex subunit Swc4
Exons: 4
Coding region: 64-1398 (444 amino acids)
Biological process (GO): negative regulation of transcription by RNA polymerase II; DNA repair; chromatin remodeling
Cellular component (GO): NuA4 histone acetyltransferase complex; Swr1 complex
Molecular function (GO): transcription corepressor activity
Source: RefSeq, a predicted model, not a curated record
CACCAAAAAAUUGGCACUUCAAACAAUUCCAGUAGUAAAUCUGCAAAGUCCGUAUCUCUAAGGAUGAGUGGUGCAGAUAUUCGAGACGUUUUUGAGCUUCCUCCUCCAGGAACAGUGAAUAAGCAGAAGCCAAAAAAUCAAGGUGAAAGACGCCCGGAAGGAAUAUCUCGAGAGCUUUUCUCUUUGCUUGGUGAAAAUUCAGCGCCAUUAGCGAUUUACCAAAAGAAAUUCAAAGAAAAGCCAAAAAGUAACCAGAAAGCGAAAAAUUGGGUUUGGCAUCCAUUCAAAAACCCAGCCAGAGGAGAUGAUCUUACGUUACGCCAUUGGGUUUUGAAGUCAGAAGCAGAAUCGGAAGCUCCUUACAAAUUUGAAAAGUUCAAUACAGUCCUUUUCAUCCAGGACUAUACGGAUGAUGAAUAUCGUGAACUAUUGGAAGAUGUAGAUUGGUCAAAAGAAGAAACGGACUAUUUAUUUAAGCUAUGCAGAGAAUUCGAUCUUCGAUUCUUUGUAAUAGCUGAUCGCUAUCAAUGGGUAGGUAAAAAUCGUACACUGGAAGAUCUCAAAGAUCGUUUUUAUACUGUAUCUAGGAAGAUAUUGACCGCUCGGAAUCCCAUUAACGGGAUGACAGCCGCUCAAAGUUCUUUGCUUAAUAGUAUGGAGUAUAACAAGGAACAAGAAGUAAUUAGAAAGAAUUACCUUGUUGGUUUGGCUUCUAGAACACCUGAAGAAGUUGCUGAGGAAGAAGCUUUAUUUAUAGAGCUUAAGAGGAUUGAGUCUUUACAAUCUAAGCUCUUGAGUGAUCGAGAGGAAGUGCUUAAGCUGCUUGAUGAACAAAAGUCAACUGAGGACCUUAGGUCGUUUCAUACUAGUUCUGGAGUAAGUGGGUUGAUUCAAGACAUGGUUAAUGCUCGUCGAGUCACUAAACCAGAAGAUCCCGCUACUAACUAUUCGGCUCCAUCUUCUGGUGUCAGCAGUUCCGUCAGCACUCCAGGUCGUCCGUUUGCGUUGAAUGCUCUCAAAAUUAGAUACGGUCCGUCGCCCAAUGAUGCAAAAUCUGGUAUCUCAUGGCACGAAAAAUUACAUAGCGGUUGUUUCGUUCGAUCGCAAAAAGUUCCUGCCGUGAAAGCUUCAUUAGUUCAGAAAGUUCAUGCUACAAUGAACGAGUUGGGCGUGUCGUCUCGCUUGAUUAUGCCAACCGCGAAAGUGACUGAAAAAUACGUGGAAUUACAGAAUACUAUAGUUGUUCUUCUAGAACUAAAAAGACAGCUCGAUCGCUUUUCCCAAGAAUCGGACAUUCAAAGUCGACUGAAUGGUUCUAAGAAGAGACCUGCUCCACCGGAUGCGAUUGAAAACGGUUCAAAUAAAAAAGUAAACACUGGAUCGGGCAACACUUCCUGAAAAAAUCUGUAUAUUAAUAAUGUUUUGUAAUGAUGGUAAUCAAUACGACUUAGAAAAUUGAAGUUAUCAGUAUAUUUAUUGUUUCC